Messenger RNA from Cololabis saira (Pacific saury), 5714 nucleotides. Its product is annotated as rap guanine nucleotide exchange factor 5-like. The coding region runs from base 246 to 2114 and encodes 622 amino acids. Gene Ontology annotation, molecular function: guanyl-nucleotide exchange factor activity. Gene Ontology annotation, cellular component: plasma membrane. Lineage: Eukaryota; Metazoa; Chordata; Actinopteri; Beloniformes; Belonidae. The record is from RefSeq and is a predicted model, not a curated record. Gene Ontology annotation, biological process: positive regulation of GTPase activity; Ras protein signal transduction. The transcript has 18 exons.
UCCAAUUGAUGAGGUCCUCUCUGUAUCUCUGUUACAACCUUAAACAAGGCGUGCAGCAUCUGGGAUUUACUUUGCAGUCACAGAAACCUUAGCUAGUCUGCAUGCACGCUGUAUCAAGUCUGCAUGCACACAAGAAAGUGCAAGCUAUACAUUAUCACUUAUUUUGGACUUACUUAUAUUCUUUUUUUUUUGUAAGAGUAGUGUAAGCUUAGAGUCUUGCCAUUUUGCCUAUUGGGAAGCUGAAAAUGUCGUGGGAUUGUGGGCUAAGGUACAUGUUUUCUGUGCCCCCUGCGCUACAGCAGGGGAACAAGUGUAUGACGCAUGACAAGGAAGAGCUUUCCAGGCUUGAGAUGGUCCAGAGACUGGCAAAGGAUGGCUGUCGCUUCCUGCAGAACCACAGCAAGGGCGCAGAAAAGGCGAGUGAGCCCCAGAGUGACGAGGCAGUCCGCUUGUGUCUCAGGGAGAGCGGUCACGAUGUACUCAUUCUCCAGAGAGUGUCGUCAGAGCAGCCAGCCCUCACCGCAUCAGCGAGGGGAGGAGGGAGAGAGGAGGCAAGGAACAGGAGGUACGUGGUGGUAUCAGGGACCCCUGAGAAGAUCCUGGAGCACUUGCUGAAUGACAUGACACUGGAUGAUGACCGAAGGACACCCCAGAGCAAAGACUCAGAUAUGCUAGACGACUUUCUGCUUACCUACCCAGUGUUCAUGUCAACCAGUGAUUUAUGCCAAGCUCUGCUGGGACACUAUUGCGCCAAGCGUCACAAAGGGAAAGAGGACAGGAAGGAAGCUCUGGAGAGGAAGCAAAAACUCCUGCACCUGGUGUCACAGUGGAUGUCUCUGUGUAAAGACUUCCUGAGAGAAGACGAACAUGUCAAACUCUUCAUGAAGACUUUAUAUCGCUACAUGCUGGACGAUCUUUUUGAGCACCCAGCCCUGGAAAAGGAUGUGGGGGAGCUGCAGAGGCUCUACCAGCUGCAUCGUAGAAAUACGGGGGACGAAUAUUCGCCUCACAAAAAGAGCAAAGUGCUUUUCCACCAAUUGAGCCUGAAAGAGAACGGGUUCCAGUCGAGAAGUACGCACAGGGAGACCAAGGAAGUGCUGUGUCGCGUGUAUGUGUCCAUGGACUCGUACCUGAGCAUGAGGGUACAUUCAGAGGUCCUGGCCCAGGAGCUGUUGCAGGCAGUGGCAGAGAGGAUGGACGUCCCUCACGGGGAGAUGGUACUUGUGGCCGUCACUUAUCCUGGAGGUAGACUCCUCCUGCAGCCUCAGGACAAAGUGUUUUCCCGUUCACUGUGGUCAGUGGGGAGGCUGCAUGUGUGCAGGAAGGACCUUGGUGAAAUCCUGAAUCCAUUCAUAGAGAACUCAGAGCUGCAACAGAGCACGGCCCGCAUCCUGAGUCUAAACACAUGGGAUGUGGCUGUCGCACUCACUGAAGUAGACUGGGCCAUUUUUGACUCAAUGCAUGAGGAAGAACUGGUCUACUUCACCUUCAAACGCCAUGUGUGCAGUAACCACACAAUGCCAUUAGAGCUGCUCCUACAGCGCUGCAAUGAAGUCCAGCUGUGGGUGAUGACUGAAGUGUUGCUGUGUCCAACGCUCUGCAAAAGAGUCCAGCUCAUCAAGAAGUUCAUCAAGAUUGCUGCCCACUGUAAAGCCCAGAGGAACCUCAACUGUUUGUUUGCCAUCAUUAUGGGGCUGAAUGCUGCAGCUGUUAGCCGCCUCAGUCAGACUUGGGAGAAAAUUCCUGGCAAAUUUAAAAAGCUGUUUUCAGAGCUGGAAAGUGUCACAGAUCCGUCACUAAACCACAAAGUCUACAGGGACUCCUUCAAGAAGAUGAAGCCUCCGAAGAUCCCCUUCCUUCCUCUGCUCAUUAAAGAUAUGACAUUCGUUCACGAAGGCAACAAGACAUUUCAUGAUAACCUGGUCAAUUUUGAAAAGCUACACAUGAUAGCGGACAUGGCGCGGGUCAUCCGGCAGUGUCAGAAGGAUCACAUGGGAAAUGGAAUCAGCCAGAAGAGCAGCUCAGAGGUGCGAGCCUACAUUGAUUACCUUCAUAUCAUCGACAAUCAGCAGACUCUGUUUGAACUGUCACACCGGUUGGAGCCUCGCGCUUAGAGAAAAGCCCUGUCUAUACUCCCCACUCCGUCAGCCACUCUGUUGAAUUGCCAAGGAAGAAUCUAUCACUGUCUCAUCUUGAUCACUCAGGACUCAGUCAGCAAUCACAGGAAUACUGCACGAACCUGGCUGUGCACUGGAUUAGAGCCUUUCAAUCUGGAGACAUAAAAAAAGCAGUAAAAGACACAUUUUAGGAUAACAACAUAGGAUAACAAUGCUUGCAUAGAUGCCCACCAGCGUAGCUGAUCCACAGCAGCUAAAGGCAGACUUAGCCAUUACCAUCCAACUGCAGAGCUGCAGUACCGGCAUUUUAAGUGCAACAACAGCAGAAACACUGAGCUGCAGACGUUUAUCAUUACAUCUACAUCUCUGGGGCUGCACCUGCUGUUGCAAUUCCCACUCUUGUCCUGCAGAUGGUGCAAGUUUGCAAGUAAAGACAUUUGCAUCAUAAAAUUGGUAACCCUUAACAAAACUACUUGUUUGCAGGUGUAGUAUUACAACUUCAUAAAUGUGUGAAAAACCUCAUUAGUACCCUCUUUUGGAGCUUUCAUCACGUUACAAAGCUCUCUGAUCGUACAGUGCCAUCAGAUUCACGAUCCAUCUUUAGGGAUUUCCAGACAGUGAUAAGAUAUACAAAGGUUGUUUCAUCAGAUUUAGCCAAAGAAUAUUAAGCAAAGAAGUUCUUCACACAAACUUCUGUAUCUCAGCUCAAUCCACAAUGUUCUUUAGCCAGAUGUAAAAGUUGCACUUCUUGAAAGUGUGCAGUCUAUGGACAACAAGCAGAUGUUUUGCUUAAUCAAAAUGAAAGAAAUUGUGAUAAUAAUUGUUUCAUAUUAACUUUGUUUUUGGGAUAUUUUGCUCCUCUGGCUAUCUUUCCGUUACAGAACUUUUGAUGCAGUAUUUUAUUAUUUACAAGGUCGGCAUUACAGUUGCUUUCCUCAACUAUCGCAGAAAACUAGUGACUUUACAGUACGCUGUAUUUUUUUUCUUUGUUUGUUGGCUAUAGAUAUAGUUAUUCACAUUAGUGCCAAACCCACAUUAAAAAUACUGUUUGCUCAUGUUUUUCAAAGUAUUGGCACAAGGACCUCCUUCUAGUUUAGCUGUGGGCAAUUAGUUAAAAGACAGCAGAUGGUUACUGUUACAUCCCUGUACUGCUCUUAGAACAUUUUAGAUUACCGUUAGCUUUUGGAUUGUGACGGUGAAAGAAAAAAAAAAAAACUAGCACUAAAAUAAAAACAAAAAAAAACUACUCAUUUGACUUCUUAUCUUGUCAAAUGUAUUAGUAGAGGAAAAUAAGUGUAAGGAUGUCCCUCUAAAUAUAGAGCAAUAGUAAAAUCAAAUGCUAAAGCACCUUCUAGACAAAAAUAAUAAGAGAACAAAAGCCAUUGGUUUAUGUGCAGUGUGUAGAAACACUACAAGCUUAAAGUGUGUAUUCAAGUGAAGACUCUUGACAGGUCAGAUCAGACCAGUUCAAGAGUUAUGUGUUGUUUGUUGAUUUCUCGACUGUUGUUUUCUGUCUGUUUUGAAUUUGAAAGCCCACCAUAGUCAUGAAGAGAACAUGAUUUAGUAGUAUCUUAUUCUGGAAAACAUUUGUAUCAUUAACAAUGUACAGUUGAUUCUAUUUAUACGUGUAUAUAACUGAAAUUCUAGAAAAUGGUAUUUAUUUCAGAAUAAUUUAUUUGUUCUAUUGAUACAAGUUAUGACUUUUCUGUUUAAUAGAAUUUGUACACAGUGUUUUGGUUGGUCUGUAUGACAUGUCAAACCUUGACUGACCACCAUUGUCAUCUGUGCAUGCAAUAAAAUAUUUUUUAUCAUCAUGAGCUGCUCAUUAUAAUUAGAGAUAUUCAGUCAGUUAAAACAAGCCAAGUGUACAGGUAGUUUCUAAGACAUAAGAAGUAAUGCUCUGGUUCCACCAGUCCACAGUAAAUAUAUGUUACGGUACAUUGCUAAAAUAAGGACCUCCAAGAAACCAUUAAAAAGACAAAAGGAACUUUCUCAAAUUUGACCAACAGUCUAAAGAUAUUUUACUAUUUGUAUAAUAUUACAAAUACAUAAAUUCCAGUUCAGUUUAGUUUAUUUCUAUAUCACCAAAUAAUCACAAGUCAUAUCCAAGCACUUUACAUACAUAGUAAAUAGUUUCAAAGCAGUUAAAUUAAACACAGCCCAAUUCUAAAUAUUUUCCACUAAUACUGCAAUUAAAUCCAUUUGCAAUUCAUAUAAUGCCAAUUCAUAAUUAACAGCCAAUUGACUAAAACUAGCAGAUUAUAUCGAACCUUCACUUCAAUCCAUUGUUCUAAGCACGCACGAGGCAAUCAUGGAGGGUGAAAGAAAAAAAGAACUUAGCAUUUAUAGUAUAAACAUGUCAUUCAAGUUAUUGUACUAUACUAGACUUAAAAAAUAGCUUAUGAGGGAAUAAAAAGGAAACCACAAAAAACUGUUUGCUGGUGAAAAAAACAAGAAAAGUGAGAAAUGUGGAUAAUCAAUUUAAGGUUAUUUCAUCAACUGCAAAUGUUCUGUAUUAGUUAAUACUGAUAACGUCUGUUUCUAAACUAGUUAUUAACACAGGCUGUAGACACUAAAGUUACAACAAGUCAAAAAGCAAUGGAGCAGUAGCAACACUCACGCUGAUGCACCCCUUUGUCAAAAAAUCUUUAAAUACUGUAAAUUCUACUUAACGGUACAUUGCUUUUGAUCACAGCUUUGCAAUAUUUAUAAUAUGAUGGGAACUAGACAAUACUUAACACUUUCAAUUUUUUUUUAGACAAAAACCCUUCAAACACAAUAUUUUCGUAGUGCUGUUAGGCGGAGGUGUGACCCAGAUGCCCUUUCUGACUUUAACCAGGUGUCCUGCUUGGCCUUUAACAUGACUUAUCUGUGGCACGACCCCUGCUGCGCCGAGCCUCGUACCCUGCCAUUUCCUCCCAAACACUGCCAACACUGUAUCAUUUCCCUGUCACCAAAUGACUGGCUAGAUGCUGCUGUGUGCUAAUGAGAGGAAGAGAAGGCAGAUGAAGAGAAUCUGCAGGAAGACCGCUUUUUCGUUUCCCCGCUGCAAUACAAUACGCAGAAUCAAUCUUUCAUCCUCCAUCUGUCUGUCUGUAGUCACUUUGGCUGCAGGGAGGAAUUAAGAGCAACACAACAGUUAUUAGUGUUGAAGAAAAUCUUAUUUAAGAGGAGUGCUGAUUUUACCUCCCCCACCUCCCCAGAAAACACCAGUGUGAUUCACUGGCUGUAAUUUGUAUAUCACAUAGUCAUUCGUUUAUUCUAGAAGAUAAUAUGGUUGUCUUCCCAUGAGGUUAUUGAGAUAGCAAAGUUCAUGGUCCUCUAUUAAAGAAAAAAAACUGUCCUCAACAAUAAAUAAACUAGCUUCUUAAGUAGUUUUAUUUCCUUACAUAUAUUGUAUAUUUUUUUGUGUAAUGCUGCGCAACAUGAUCUCAACCUUAACUCUGAUGUGGCAGCUAAAGCUUCUCUGACAUGCAGCAUGUAUUUCUAAUAAGAAUAAAAGUUUAAUCCAAGCAUCUUCUCAGUUUUCAAUUAACCUCAAAGAAACUUGUUUAAAAAGAUAACAUUUUAGAUUAGAUGACCCUUCCCUGACAUGCA